UAACCUGCUAUAUGUUUUAAAGUAAAGUUUGCAUUACUGAAUUUAUUUCCAGAAUCAGACAAUAACUGAAAAUUCUGUUUUUAUUGUUAGGUCAUGUCGCUUUUUUGUAGUGGUUUGUUCACCCACCGGAGAUUUUAAUUGCACAAACGCCGCGUACAAGCAUUGUACAGUGGGUUUGUAUUGACACCGUCAUUUGUUUUGUUAGCCAUUCCAGUUUGCUGACUAAAUGGAUAUCAACCACAUUUACAGUACGACAAAGAUAAUCAAGAGCAAUCUUGCUGGUUGGCCAAAACGGCAUACGCUAAUAAAGCCGGCAUUUUUUGCAACCUGCAUGCGUGUGUAUGUUUGUUUGUCCAGCAUUGAUCGGUGGCAGUUGCUCAGACUGUAUCCCGCGGACGAUUUAGCAAUCAGUGGCCGUGAUGUUCCUUCUCUGUUGUUUUACUUGUCGCGAGUCUAGCUUUGCCAACUGAUUAUUCUUGGGCAUGAUGUUAUUUGAGGUGCUAGGAAAGCUGAUCCAUGACCUAUUCAAGGCCAACGUUAACCUUAUAGCGUAACCUGUGCGCGCCGCUCUUGCCAUUGUGUCAUUAAUCUCCGCUGAUUAAUCUCCGCUGGUAUCAUAUUGAUUUUGCGAACAUCUCGAGAUGCUCGUUGGUCAGCUGGACACGGCAGUCAUAAAAUAUGAAUAAUAUUUCUAUUUGCGAAAUGAAGUGAACUAACGCUGAGAUCUGACAACAAUUUUCUUUAUUUCCCGGAAUCUUGGUUGCAUGCUUUGUGAAAAUUACGCAAGAAUGGGGAGUAAUGGACAGAACAGGGAUUUCGAAAUCUUCGGCUAUUGUACCAAUGCCAUUUAACUCUCCGCUGGGAAGCCACACGAAGCAGGAGUCAGCAGGACUAAAAUAAUUUUUUCUCAUCGCUGAUUAAUGAGCAGUGCAAGUCAAUCUGUCAGCCAAACUGUUUACUCGAGGGCUUCCCAGUUUAUAUCCGCGCUUGAUCUGUCCGGAGCCCGUUGUACCUUCUGUAAAAAAAUGUCCACUUUGCCUCGUAGUACCGGUAGCUUUAAGAAGUUACGCGUAGUACGCCUAGUAACACAAUUAUUUCGGCGACGGCGACGGAAAUCCGCCAAGGAACCACGCACUCCAUUCAUUUCCAUUUCGUCGCCAACACCUAUCUUGACGAAUUUUUCCACCAUGUCGCUGAUCAUCCAUUGCCGGCAUUUAAGCCGCAGCGGCGAUCUGGAUUAUUCCAUAGCCAGUUCUCCUACUUGUGAGCUGGUAAUGUCGGGAUCGGUUUUCGCCGAUGAUGAUAAAUCCACAAGUUAUUGUGAAGGGGAUCUGAACGAAGCGGACAGUGUUGGCCUACGCAGUGUCUCGCAUGACAGCGUUUUCCAGCCGGACAACUUUCGGUCAGGAAAAAUGCUCAGAAGUAGUUCACGUCCUUCAUCCAGGAAUUAUGGCAAAACAGGAAAUGGAACAGCCAGCAGUUCUCUUGUGGAUGUGUCGGAUGGUGCUGUGCGGGCUGAGUUGGAAAACAAGAUAUUCAUUCGCGCCAAGCGCAUGAAUUCCGGAACGAAUGACCCAACUGUGAGUGUACAGCGCUCGCGCGCCAACACCUCUCCCAUGCCCAUGGACGUUAAUUCCCUGAUGACGCCGACUGGCCAUGAGCAAGGCCGCUCCCGCGUGGACUGGUCGGGCUCAGUGGAUGCAGACCUUGAUCAGCGGGCUAAAGUGGAGCAUGCCUCCUAUUUCACACUGGAAACGGGCACACAGCUCAGUUAUCGCAAACUGCCCAGUCUGGACGUGCAGCCGACAUUGUCGUUGACAUUGCCGGUCGCCUAUGCCACUCAGACCUUAUCGAAUGAUGCGGCACGGCAUCGGAUUGCGGUUAAGCCCAAAAAUCGACGACCGAAAAGUUACCAAUCGAAGUUAGAAGUCGAAGUGGCCCCGAAACCUGUUGCGAGAUUCAGAGACUAUGCACCCGCGACGGACAAUGUGACCGUGCCGAAUUAUGCUAACAAUACGACAACCAGCGAGGCUUUGACUGCUGAAUUGGCCACUGUUCUAUCGGAAGUGGAAGCCACCUAUGAAUUGUUCAACAUUCCCGCGCCGACACCACUUGAACCGCCACAGCCCGCGGUGCGACGAUCAUCGGCUACGAUGACGUAUUCUAAAUCAUUCCACAUUCCACGCCGGCCGGCGGAGAAUGCACAUACCACCACCAUAGCACUAUCGACAUCGCCCGCGGUAAAAUCAUUUGUCAGUCCCCGUCUAACACGAACCAUGGCCAUCGAUCCGCCGCCCAUUCCCCCGAAAACUUUCAGAGCCAACGAUAAUGAAUUCCUACAAGUUUUAACCAAGUUUCGCAAGCACAUCGAACCUAAUCAACAGUCGGAUGAGGCCGGUUCAAGUGGCACUCCGCCAUCGACAUCGUUGAUCUCACAGCCGAGUAGUCUGCGCAAAAACACUUUUAAUCUGGUGCAAGUGCAGGAUAAUGCCAGAUUGCCGAAGGAGACGCUUGAUCCAUUCACGACCAACCACCGCACUGCGGCGUCGAAGACGGUUUCGUCCAGUGAUAAUGGCGUCGUUACCGAGCUAAUAGUUUCAAAACUGCCGCUUCCCCUGACACAUAUCCCCGCUGUACAGGAAGUUUUUCAAGAAAACACAGCACUGCCGGUUGUGCCGGUUAAUCUUGCAGAUAGUGAUAAUCGAUCUACUGAUGAUGGGAGCAGUAAAGUGAUUCCCCUUCAGCCUGUUGAUCCAAGCGUCCACAAGCUCGUUAGUCCCGGUCCACCGAUCAUUUCUCCCAAGCCACGCCUGCGUUUGAAACUCAAUGCCGUUCGGGUUGACAAUGGUGAGAAGGAACUCAUGAAAGUGCUUGCCAAACGUAAUUCGGAUAUGGAAUUGACCAACACUUUGUCGGCUGUUAACACUGAAACAGGUUGCACAAAGUCUUCUUCGGAUACCGUGAAACGAGCGCCGAGUUUUAGAGAGAUGGAAAUUGGCAGUCCAUCGGGGAUAAAUUUUCGACGGACUUUACAACCGGAACUUAUAAGUAAUUAUUCCACUGCGAAAGAUAACGACGCGGCAGAUAAAGAGAAUCAGCCUGUGGAGCGCAGUCAGCCCAUACCGGCAAAGCGGCAGUCACAAGCAGAAGUUACGGCUGAAUUACGACGCAGUUUCUUCAGCGGUGAUAAAAUUGGUGAUACCAAAUUAUUACGCGAAAAAAGCACCGGAUCAGCAAAGUCGUCUUUUGAUAAGGAAGACGUUCCGGUAUUAACCGUGGCAUCCACUCUCCGAAAAGUAUCCCUGGAGACAAAGGAUUCGACAGUUAAUUCGACAGGAGCAGAAUGGGGUUCAUUAUUGAGAAAAGUUUCCAUUGACAAAAGUGGUGAAGGGACAUCCAACGCCAGCACAACUAAUUCUUUGCAUCGGCAUUCCUUGAAGUCGGCUAGCUAUACUGAGGGCACCGUAGAUGCACCUGUAUUUCCUGUCACGUUAAAAAAAGUCCCUUCCAUUAAGCGAAAAGAAGACAGUUCCUCCACAAAGAAUAACAGCACUUCCGGUUCAGUCUUUACCGAGAAAACAGCUGUCGUUUCCCAUCGUGAGAGUGUUACCACUCCCAGAGAGGAUGAGCCACCGGAUUCCGGACGCAGUAGUGUAAUAUCGCGUGCCGCACUUUUUCAAAGUAAGGUGGACACUGGCAAACCGAUUUCUCCUCGUUUCGAUGCCAAUAAAAAUAUCAGCGCCCGCACAGUACCGGUUCCUAAAAGCCGCGCCCUGGCGCAACCGUUUUCCGUUACCGUUGUUCCUAAUGAAAACAGUGCGGUGGAGACUGUAAUGCCCAAAGCGGCCACAUUCUCGGGAGCCCAGCUGCAGGCCACCAUGUGGAGUGCACCGGUCACAGUGCCCGCGCUGAAACCCGUUAUUCCGGCGAAGACCGUCAAAGCCGUCGCGCAGCCGGUAUCCUGCGGCUCGGCAAUGGGUGGUUCUGAAGUUCCUUCCUGGGUUAUUCUGGCGCAGGAGAAACGGAAAAGAUUGAAUACCAGUAUGCUGACGGACAGUAGUGAAUUGGCGAAAAUGAACAAUUCAGGACUGUCGUCGAAAGAAAUGCAGAUUGUUAAUGCCAGUUUUGCUUGAGAAUUUUCCAAGGCGAAUGGGCUUUUUAUGCAUUAAAUUCUUGAUUUUUCCAUUUUUGUAUGCAUAGUGUGAUUUUCACGCAGAUCUUGUAAUUUUAUUCAAGGGAGUUAGUAUAAAUUUUGUGUAUGUUUACACUUCGGAUUUAUUUAUGGAGUAAGAGUCCUGUUUACACAAUGGGUAAAAGAGAAAAUUACGAGAAAGAUCUUUGUAUGCGGUAAAUCCGAAUGUUCAUGAUUAAAUUUUCAGC
Messenger RNA from Paramacrobiotus metropolitanus, 4380 nucleotides. RefSeq lists its product as uncharacterized. The transcript is spliced from 6 exons. NCBI's taxonomy places the organism in Eukaryota, Metazoa, Tardigrada, Eutardigrada, Parachela, Macrobiotidae. The coding region runs from base 921 to 4133 and encodes 1070 amino acids. The record is from RefSeq and is a predicted model, not a curated record.